CCGUCAUCGUUUACGUUUCGCGUAUUCAGGAUCGUGCGGGAUUGAGCGUUUUUCUUCGACGAGGGUGGCUUGUAUCUCCGCGUGUUGAUUGUCGCGUUCGGUGCUCUGGAGUGACCGAUCCCCAUCAGACCACGUACCGGUGUGCUGAUUACCGCGACCAUCCGAGCCCAUUCUCGAUCAAGCAGAACUAAUUAGCGGCAGGUACCGGGAUCAACGAGGACCAGCUCCAACAGGAAGAAGAACGAUGACGCCCGACGCAGCGACGCUGCAACAACGAUAAGCGGCGACGAAGCAUCAGGAUUCUGCAUGCGAGUGCCCAGAGCGGAAGUAUUCGGGCUCCUCGGUGGAGCGCUGACCUCCGACAACAUCAUCAGGAAGGAUUCGCCUUGCCCUACGACGACGCACGCAGGGCAACUGCAUUCGCCGAACGGCGACAGCGACAACAGUAACGGUAGCCAGCGUGCGGUGGCUGUUACUCGUAGCGAGGUAGAACAGCAGCAACAGCAACAACUACAUCGCCAACGACAGCAGCAACGUCAAGCGACCGCUACCGUUCCGGUUCUCGCCUGCACUAAUCAAUCGUCCAUCACCACGACUACGACCGCCCUCACAGUGGCAUCAAGCAUGCUGCUUUUGCAGACACAGAGUCCUUUUGGCAAUUUCGGGGAGUUCCUGAAUAGUCCUUAUCCGGACGCUGCAGAUGCCGGAAGCUUGCCCGAAGAGUUGGAUCCCUUUCCGGAAUUGCAACUCGGGAAUCCGCAGGGUGUGCCUCCGGUCGACGACUCUGCUCAGCAAAGUGUACACCAUCAGCAGCCAUCGCAACCGCCACCACCACCACCACCCCUUCCCGAAGAUAUCCAAGCUGAUUCCCUUAGUCCUACGCCGUUGCCGAGUUUUCAGGAGACCUACACGGUGCAGCGAUACACCAGGCAGGAACUCCAGGGCCUCGGUAUCAAAAUGGACGACGAAUGUUACGAUACCCCAGUAUAUUCUUGCACUCCUCAUUACCCAACGGAAUUCUCGGCUGCGGUGCCUUAUCACGAGCAGCAGCCACAACAGCAACAUCCUCAUCAUCAUCCACAGCAUCAUCAGCAACAACAGACUCCGCAUCAUCAUCAAAGUUACUUCCCCACAGAAUCGGCACCCACUCCAACAACAGCGGUCGUACCACCCUCCAAUCAUCGGCAGGAUCCAUCCUAUGGGGUGGCUGUAACCAUGCCCAUGGUUUACGGGGCACCAUCAACCAUCGCCAGUGUCGCGACUUCCGUAGUUCCUACCGAUCUCUGUCCCAAUGUUGACACCAGCGUCGUCAUUGGUACCACCCGACCACGAAGGGCGUCACUGCCCACUCAGAGAUCAGAAUCAGCAAGAUCAAUGCGCGUCCUGUGUCGUGUUAACAGUAGUGGGAGCACGGAGUCCCCGAAGCCGCGCGGCAGCGGCGGUACCGCGAGUUCCACCGUCAGUUCGCCAUCGCCCGGAAGCGGCACUAGUGGCGAACGCGCGCCCCCAAGCCCGAGCCAGCUUUGCGCCGUGUGCGGUGACACCGCGGCCUGCCAGCACUACGGCGUUCGCACUUGCGAGGGUUGCAAGGGCUUCUUCAAGAGGACCGUGCAGAAGGGCUCCAAGUACGUGUGCUUGGCUGAAAAAGCUUGUCCGGUGGACAAACGCCGGCGAAACCGUUGCCAAUUCUGUCGAUUCCAGAAGUGCCUGAUGGUCGGCAUGGUCAAGGAGGUCGUUAGAACAGAUUCCCUAAAGGGCCGUAGAGGCAGAUUGCCUUCGAAGCCCAAAUCACCGCAGGAGUCCCCACCGAGUCCACCAGUUUCCUUGAUCACCGCUCUGGUUCGCGCACAUUUGGACACAACGCCGGAUAAGGCAAGUCUCGAUUACUCACAGUACCGACAACCUAGACCUGGCGACCCCCCGAUGACCGAGGCCGAAAAGAUUCAACAAUUCUACAAUCUAUUGACAACCUCGAUCGAUGUUAUCCGAAACUUCGCCGACAAAAUCCCCGGAUUCACGGAUCUAGUACGGGAAGAUCAGGAAUUGCUCUUCCAAUCGGCCAGUCUGGAACUGUUUGUGCUUAGGUUGGCAUAUCGUACGCAUCCGGAAGACACAAAGCUGGUAUUUUGCAACGGCGUCGUUCUCGCGCUGGAACAAUGUCAGCGUAGCUUUGGCGAUUGGCUGCAUAGCAUUCUCGAUUUCUGCAAAGCUCUCCAUUUCCUGGAGGUCGACAUCAGCGCCUUUGCCUGCCUGUGUGCUCUCACUCUGGUUACUGAGAGGUAUGGAUUGAAAGAGCCACAGCGUAUGGAACAGCUGCAGAUGAAAAUUGUUUCAUCGUUGCGCGACCACGUGACCUACAAUGCCGAGGCGCAGAGGAAAUCGCAGUACCUGUCCUAUUUAUUGGGGAAGAUACCGGAGCUGAGGAGUCUUUCGGUCCAGGGCCUCCAGCGGAUCUUUUAUCUCAAGUUGGAGGAUCUGGUGCCGGCACCACCCUUGAUCGAGACGAUGUUUGUCGGUAGCCUGCCCUUCUAAAGCCGAGCCGAGCAGUCUCGUCCAGAUAGAACAAUUACUUUCUCAAACCCAUGCGGUUGCGUUAUCUUCGUUCUGAUUGCAUCCUUCUUAGUUCGUAUUACACGUAGUUUUAUUCUCUUUUCGCGUGUAAUCUCGCGCGGUCCCGCGGGUACGUUCGGUUCUCGAUGACGUCCUGGUGACGUCCCCUCGCACUUCGCGAAGGAUAUGUCCUGAGAAGAUUCGUCGAGCGGGAGGAGCGAGGAGAGCCAUUAUUGGUCAUACGAGCGAGCGCGGAUGUGAGCUGUCCGCGCGAAUGCGAACGCUAAACUUAAGGGAAAGUUUGUUGUUCGCAUGUAUAAGCGCAAUGAGUGAAUGCGCAUAUGUAUGAGUGUAAGAGGAUGUAUGUAUGUAUGUAUGUAUGUAUGUAUGGGUCAUAUGCGAACGUAAGUGUAUAGAAUGUCCUGACGCAGGUCUCUGCAUGCGUAACGUGUCGGGUGGCGGGUGUCAGACGACGCUGUUACACUAUUAGUAGUAAGUACACUACUACACAGCUGGUGUUGUUGUGCUGUUGCUGCUGCUGCUAGAGAACGGAUCGGCGCGAAUAAAGAGUAAA
Molecule: messenger RNA, 3124 nt
Organism: Pogonomyrmex barbatus (red harvester ant)
Lineage: Eukaryota; Metazoa; Arthropoda; Insecta; Hymenoptera; Formicidae
Gene: Hr38
Product: Hormone receptor-like in 38
Biological process (GO): cellular response to corticotropin-releasing hormone stimulus; regulation of transcription by RNA polymerase II
Cellular component (GO): nucleus; transcription regulator complex
Molecular function (GO): nuclear glucocorticoid receptor binding; RNA polymerase II cis-regulatory region sequence-specific DNA binding; nuclear receptor activity
Source: RefSeq, a predicted model, not a curated record